AAUUAAUUGAGCGUUAUGUCUAUGACAAAGCAGCAGCUGAAGAAUUCGAUGAAGUUGUUACGAAAAACUUGUUUGGGAAAAUCAGGUGUGGAAGAAGAUAAAAUCCAGGGAAUCAUGAAAGGAAUAUUUAUAGAAGAGAAGGAAGUAAUGUGCUACAUUGCUUGUGUGUACCAAAUGUCGCAAAUCGUAAAAAACAAUAAGUUAAACUAUGAUGCCUCUUUGAAACAAGUGGACCUUAUGUAUCCAAAUGAAAUGAAGGAAUCUGCGAAGAGAUCUAUUGAAAUAUGUAAAGAUGUAGCUACUAAAUACGAAGACUUAUGCGAAUCAUCAUAUUGGACAUCGAAAUGCAUUUACGAAUCUGAUCCCAAGAAUUUUCUGUUUCCAUAA
Hyposmocoma kahamanoa is the source of this 387-nucleotide messenger RNA. Its product is annotated as general odorant-binding protein 72-like. Gene Ontology annotation, biological process: sensory perception of smell; olfactory behavior. NCBI's taxonomy places the organism in Eukaryota, Metazoa, Arthropoda, Insecta, Lepidoptera, Cosmopterigidae. The transcript is spliced from 5 exons. The record is from RefSeq and is a predicted model, not a curated record. Bases 16 to 387 code for a protein of 123 amino acids. Gene Ontology annotation, molecular function: odorant binding; dibutyl phthalate binding. Gene Ontology annotation, cellular component: extracellular region.